CGUGGUAACUUCUAAAGUGCUUCAAAAGAUGAAGGUCUGACUACAUUCCCAGGUUUUUCCCAACUUUUCUUCUGAUUAGGGGGAAUAAUCAUAGAUGUCAAAAAAUUGCAGUGGGCCGAGAGGUGAUAUAUUAGGUUCAUGAAUAUGGAUCAAAAGGCCACAGCUACACUACUAGAACUUGCUGCAAAGAGUCUCCUGACUAAUGAGCCUGCGGCUAUCAAUGCCUUGGAAGAGCUUCCAAGGGACAUCUUUGUUACACUGUUCAAUGUUGCUUUCUUGGGUGGACAUAAGAAGAUGCUAAAGUCAAUAGUGACACUUUGGCCCUUUCACUGUCUCCAUAUUGGGACUUUGUUUAUAGAAGAAUCAUAUAAUGAACUCUUGGAAGCCAUGGUUGAUGGUCUACAGAUGCGCCCUGCUCAGAAGUCUCCCUAUUGGCGAACCAAACUCAGGAUCUUAGAUUUAAGACAGGACCCAGACUGUGAGACCGUAUGCUCAGACAGGACCACUUACCCUUUCUGUUUUCAGUCUUGUAUUCAUUCGAAUCAUUCUAUACUUAAAAUAGAAGAAACCCAACAUAAUUCCAGCUGCCCUGGAGUUGCUGACUCAGAGUCAAGGCCUCCAGUAGAUUGGGAACCCAUAGAAAUAUUAGUGGACAUUACUUUCGAUGGUAGCUUGAAAGAAAUGAAAUUUAUUUCUUGCCUUCUGAGUAAAGUUGAACAUAGCUUUGGGUCCUUGCACCUCUGCUGCAGAAAUUUGCAAAUUGAUAACAUUUCUAUCCACAAAAAUAGUCUUCAGUUUCUGGAUGUGGGAUGUAUUGAACAUUUGGAAGUGAAUAAAAUUCAACUGAAAGAAAUCACCUCCUUUGGGGAUCAGAUGAUCCAUGUGGACAGCCUUAGUUUGUCUAACAUAUCCUUUAAGACUUACAAGGGGAGAAACUUCAGAACUUUUCUCACCUGGCUUCGGCGGCUGAACAACCUCCAAGAGCUCAACUUGUCUUUCGUCUGCAUCAGAGAUCAGAUGAGCAGGCUGCUCAGAUUCCUGCCACUUCAGCUGGAUACACUGUGUCUAUCUUUCUGUGACCUUUCUCAGAGGGAUAUAAUUGUCCUCUCUCAGAGCUCUAAGAUUAGCCAGAUAAAGCUAUUGAAUCUUAGUAACAACCAGAUAUUCUGGGAUGUGUAUGAGCCCUUUCUGACUCUACUGGAGAAGGUCUCAAGUACCCUGCAGCAUCUGGAGUUAAAUAAUUGUCUGCUAACCGAUUCAACUCUCUCUGCUAUCUUCCCAUCCCUGAGCUGCUGUUACCACCUCCGAGUCUUAAGCUUUGCCUUCAACCCCAUUACAAUGCCAGCACUUAUGGACUUUCUACAGAAUUUAGCAACCAUGGUGGAUCUGAAGUAUGUGAUUUAUCCUGUUCCUGUCCAUUGUUAUGAACACUGGAAUAUUAAUGGAAAUUUGGACCAACAGAAACUUGCUGAGGUACAGGCCCAGCUGAAUGUGAUGCUGCAGGCAGUACAUCGUGAGGACAUGAACUGGUCCGCUUGUUCUGAGUGAUUUUCACAGUACAAUGAGUUGUUUCCAUACUGAUGUGUAGUUAUUCAAACACUGUUUCAACUUAAGCCCAUAUUUGUAUAGAUAGGCAAAAUCCUAUUACUGCAGGACACUUGAACUUAGACUGAAUUUCUAUCUGCCUUCUAUAAAAGGAUCUCUUAAGAGAAGAUAGAGGGAUAUGAAAUGUACUAUAGAUACUAACUGUAGUGUGGGUAUGUGCCACAAGCAGACCUAGUUAUGGUACAUCAUUCCUCUGUCUACACUGAGUAGAAUAUUUCUCCACUUUUAUGCAGUUGUCACAAGUCCCAACAAUUGAAACUAUGAAUGCUGCAGUUUGCUGAAACCAUUAAUUUUAUCCUCUAGUGUUCUUCAAAGUUUUUGUAUUUGUGAUAUUCUUAAGUUGCUUGUAAGAAACAAGAUAUGAAUAAAAGGAAACAUAAACUA
Molecule: messenger RNA, 1989 nt
Organism: Erinaceus europaeus (western European hedgehog)
Lineage: Eukaryota; Metazoa; Chordata; Mammalia; Eulipotyphla; Erinaceidae
Product: melanoma antigen preferentially expressed in tumors-like
Exons: 5
Coding region: 139-1548 (469 amino acids)
Cellular component (GO): cytoplasm
Source: RefSeq, a predicted model, not a curated record